Dioscorea cayenensis subsp. rotundata (Guinea yam) is the source of this 2091-nucleotide messenger RNA. Its product is annotated as IRK-interacting protein. The transcript is spliced from 2 exons. The record is from RefSeq and is a predicted model, not a curated record. Bases 194 to 1930 code for a protein of 578 amino acids. Lineage: Eukaryota; Viridiplantae; Streptophyta; Magnoliopsida; Dioscoreales; Dioscoreaceae.
ACUUAAAAACACUCUGUAUUCCCAUUCCUCACCUGCCUUUCAUUCCACUAUAUGCACUAGAGGACAACCUCCUUCCACUAGAGAAUAUAUAUAUAACCACUCUUUUGCUUUUCCACAAUCCCAUAGACCUCCUUCUCCUUCUCCUUCUCCUUCUCCUUCUCUCUUUCUUUGCAGUUAAAUUCAGAGCAUUUCAAUGCCUUCAUCCCUUGGAAAUCAGCCACAUAAGAUCAGCAGGCAGGAGGUCCAAGCAGUAGCAGCCAAGAACAUGGAGCUCAGGGCUCUGCAUGCUGCUCUGUUUCAAUCCGGCAGCACCAGUAGCCCUUCUCUUCAGAGCCACCCCACCACCACCGCCCCUGCUUCCAGGCCUAGCAUCCAUUUCUCUGCAGAGGAUUACCCUGUCUUUACCCCUAGUUAUGAUGAGGAGCCUUUACCUGGACAUCACUAUAUAUCUUGUGAGAAUCGGAAGAUGUCGGGAAAUUGGAGUGGACUUGGGAUGGCAUCAGACAGAAAAGAUGCACAAGAAGUAUCAUUCUCUGAGCGAACAUAUAACCAAAGUUCUAUUUUGAGUGGAGAACCACAUGCUUGUUCGGAAGAAGACCACACAUCCAGCAUAAGUUCAUGCAUUAACCAGAUGGCCAUCAUGCAUAAUACUCCUGGUGCCGAUGUAUUUAGAAGCAGACGGCGAAACAGUACUGGGGAAUUUGCGCUCCUCGCUGCUAGUAACAGGUGCAAGUUAGCUUCAAUCAGCAGGGAGAAUGAAUCAGAACAAAAGAGCCUGAAAAAUGCUAAUAAUGCAGAACCUCAGGCCAAUAUCAAAAUAUCUAUGCCGGCCCAAACAAAGUCCCGAGGACCAGUGUUUUCAUGGUUGUUUCCAAAGGGGAAAAAGAAGCCUAAAUCAAGCAUGUCUCCGAACACCUUGGAAUCUGAAGACAUGUCUCAACUUUUGAAGAAUUGGGGUGUGUUUUCACUUGAAUCAUUGAAAAAACAGUUGCUGGAGGCCAAUGAAAGUAAAGAGGCUGCGCUGACCGAAGUUUCAGAAAUGAAAUCUUCACUGUCUGAGCUAAAACAAAAGCUGGUGAGCUUGGAGAUGUAUUGCGAAGAGCUGAAGAGGGCUCUGAAACAACAAAUGCAAUCAAAAGAAACUCAGAUUGUAGAUGGUCCAAAUUUGUCUAAAAGAUCCAAGUCUAACAGCAGUGUAAAAGAAAAGCCAAUUCCCGUUAGCCAUGAAGUAAUGGUGGAAGGUUUCUUGCAGAUGGUCUCCGAGGCGAGGUUAUCAGUCAAGCAAUUCUGCAAAACUCUCAUCAAGCAAAUUGAAGAAGUCGAUCCCAGUUUGAUGGACAAAUUAAAAGCUCUCCUGCAACCAUAUCACAUAACAUCUAGCUCCAAAUUCACAAAAGGAAUGUUGUACCAUUUGGAAGCUCUUAUCAACCAGAAUCUCUACCAAGACUUUGAGAAUUGUGUGUUUCAGAAGAAUGGCCCACCGAAAAUUCUCGAUCCUCAUCUAGACCGUCUCGAGAACUUCUCAUCUUUUGUUGCUCUACGAAACUUGAGCUGGCAUGAAGUGUUGAGAAAGGGAACUAAGUACUACAGCGAAGAUUUUAGUCGGUUUUGUGAUCAGAAAAUGAGUGGCAUUGUUUCGAUGCUUGAUUGGUCGAGCCCGUGGCCUGAGCAGCUUCUUCAAUCAUUCUUUGUUUCUGCCAAAUGCAUUUGGUUGCUCCAUUUGCUGUCUUUCUCCUUCAAUCCUCCUUUGAUGAUUUUGAGAGUUGAAGAAAACCGAAAUUUCGAUCCUCUCUACAUGGAAGACCUUCUGCAUGACAGACAACGGCAACAAGCUCCAGCUCGUGUUAAAAUCAUGGUAAUGCCAGGAUUUUAUGUCGAAGAUCAAGUUUUGAGAUGUAGAGUUCUAUGCAGAUAUCGAUCUAUCACGUAAUAUUUCAAUUGCUUACAUUCAUAUGUUGCGUGUUUUUACAUGAAUCUUGUUUCUUGUUGAUUAGGACGUGAAUAGCUGACAUUUUUAGGAGAAUAUGUAACCAUGGAUUGUUCUUUGUAAUCAAAUUGUAGCAAUUAAGAAAACCAUCAGGUAUUGUUCGA